Molecule: messenger RNA, 3813 nt
Organism: Cylicocyclus nassatus
Lineage: Eukaryota; Metazoa; Nematoda; Chromadorea; Rhabditida; Strongylidae
Source: the annotation of a GenBank genome assembly
ACGGAGAAACCAUCAAAGAAACAACAGGGGGUAAAUUUAUGGUUGCAAUCAAAAUAUGGAAAACCCUUUAGAAAAAUCGCUUCACUAAGAAAGCUGUCAAACGCUAACAAUGUCAGCACGGAGAAACCAUCAAAGAAACAACAGGGAGUAAAUUUAUGGCUGCAAUCAAAAUCUGGAAAACCCUUUGGAAAAAUCGCUUCACUAAGAAAGCUGUCGAACGCUAACAAUGUCAGCACGGAGAAACCAUCAAAGAAACAACAAGGGGUAAAUUUGUGGCUGCAAUCAAAAUAUGGAAAACCCUUUGGAAAAAUCGCUUCUUUAAGAAAGCUAUCAAACGCUAACAAUGUCAGCGCGGAGAAACCAUCAAAGAAACAACAGGGGGUAAAUUUAUGGCUGCAAUCAAAAUAUGGAAAAACCUUUGGAAAAAUCGGUUCACUAGGAAAGCUAUGGAAUGAUAGCAGUGUCAGCACGGAGAAACCAUCAAAGGAAAAGCAGGGGAUAAACAUAUGGCAGCAAUCAAAAUAUGGAAAAUCCUUUGGAAAAAUCGGUUCAGUAGGAAAGCUAUGGAGUGAUAGCAAUGUCAGCACGGAGAAACCAUCAAAGGAAAAACAGGGGAUAAACAUAUGGCAGCAAUCAAAAUAUGGAAAAUCCUUUGGAAAAAUCGGUUCAGUAGGAAAGCUAUGGAGUGAUAGCAAUGUCAGCACGGAGAAACCAUCAAAGGAAAAACAGGGGAUAAACAUAUGGCAGCAAUCAAAAUAUGGAAAAUCCUUUGGAAAAAUCGGUUCAGUAGGAAAGCUAUGGAGUGAUAGCAAUGUCAGCACGGAGAAACCAUCAAAGGAAAAACAGGGGAUAAACGUAUGGCAGCAAUCAAAAUAUGGAAAACCCUUUGGGAAAAUCGGUUCACUAGGAAAGCUAUGGAAUGAUAGCAAUGUCAGCACGGAGAAACCAUUAAAGGAAAAUCAGGGGAUAAACAUAUGGCAGCAAUCAAAAUAUGGAAAACCCUUUGGAAAAAUCGGUUCACUAGGAAAGCUAUGGAAUGAUAGCAGUGUCAGCAGGGAGACACCAUCAAAGGAAAAACAGGGGAUAAACAUAUGGCAGCAAUCAACAUAUGGAAAAACCUUUGAAAAAAUCGAUUCACUAGGGAAGCUUUCGAAAGAAACGCCAGAAGAUAAUCAGCUAAAAACGGCGAGCAGAACUAAAGGGGAGAGGCCACAAGGCAAAACUGCCAGAAGGGAGGCCACCAAGAAGGGAGCUACAGAGAACGGCACCAGAGUGGAUCUCUCUAUGAACAAUGGCAGGGAGACAAGUGCUAGCACCGUCGUCAAAGAAAAGCAAUCAAAGAAAGAUUUAUCGCAGAAAAGGGCAACUUUACGAACUCCAGGAAGAUUGGGGCAUUUACUAGAACCAUCACGAGAAAAGUUAUUGAAAGGAACGGCGAAAGAGAAGCAGCUAGGAAGUGCCACCAAGAGAUCAACAUCAGCUUCAUUGGGAAGGAGAAAACAAAAGGAACUUUUAUCAGUAACAAUGUUUAAUUCAAAAGAAACACUGGAAGGAAAGCAGGGAAGUACUACGAGAAGCCCACUAGAAAAAAAGUCACGGAAAUCAAUAACAGCUUCAGCAGGGAGGAGAAAACAAAAAGGACCUUUGUCAAAAAUGCCAUCGAGAGUAUGGCUAACAGCAAAGAGCUUACCAGAAAAAAGGCAAGGGAAACGAAUAUCACCAGUUCUGCUACGAACAGGACUCCCCUCACAAAAAAUGAAUUCGCGAAAAUUGCAAAACUCACCAGAAAAAGGACCACGAAGGCCAACAAUAGUUCCGUUAAGAAGAAGAGAACGAAAAGAAUUUUUAUCACAAAGAAUGCCUUUGAGAGGCUCGCCAUCAAAAAGAAGUCAACCAGAAAAAGGGUCAGGAAAGACAAGACCAACAGCUGCUCCAGGAGGGAGACUAUCAAAAGAACUUUCACCUAGGGGAUUACCACCGAGUGUACCCAACAGAAGGACAGAUAUCAGGAAACACACCAUUACAAGAACUCGAAGCCCGUGGAAUGCCAAAAAUACUGAAAAGAAGCCCACUAGGAGCAAUGCCAACAGGAAGAGUGAUAUCUUGAUAACCGGCAGGAAUGCCUGGCACAGUCAUGGCAGUAAGGUGAAUGUCAUUGCCACCAGAAGAGAUUCAGCGUGGAAUGGUUUUGGAAAGAGUACGAGGAAUGCCUUUGAAUUCGCUGGAAAUUAUGCCAGAAUAAACAAAAAGAAGGCUUCAGGGAAAGAUGCCUUUGGGACGAGUACCAGUAGCAAUUACAGCAAAGAGCAUCUUGGUUGGAAUAAUAAAAGUAGGAAGAAUACAAGGAAUGCCUUAAGGAAAAAUGGCGUUAGUGGGAAUGCCAUGAAUACUAAGAAUGCCGUUGGCAGAGGAGCCUUCGAAAAUACUAGGACUCUACCUGGAACCAUGGAGAUCUAUAAUAGGAAAGCCGCCCGGCCUGCUAUCAGAAGGAAUCCGGGGAGUGCUGAUAGAUUGAGAAAAAAUAGUUCCACCAGAGGAAAUCUUGCACGAAAUGGUAGGAAGAAUGCACCCUUCGGAAGAUGGAAAAAUAACUACAGGAUGAACUUCAAUUAUAGUCCUGGGAAAGCUAUGAAGAUGUAUGGUAGGAAAGCGGCAUGGCCUAGGAACCCGAACAAAGCUGAUAGAUUGAGAAAAAAUAGUUCCACUAAAGGAAAUCUUGCACAGAAUAAUAGGAAGAAUACAUGGAAAAAUAACUAUGGGAUAAAAUACAGUAAUACUCCUAGGAAAGCUAUGGAGAUGUAUGGUAGGAAAGCCGCAUGGUCUAGGAACCCGAACGAAGCGGCUAGAUUGAGAAAAAGUAGUUCCACCAGAGGAAAUUUUGAGCGGAAUAAUCGUAAGAAGAAUACACCCUUCAGAAAAGGAAGAACUAACUACAGAUUAAACUCUAGUAAUACUCCUGGGAAAGCUAUGAAGAUGUAUGGUAGGAAAGCCGCCUGGCCUAGGAACCCGAACGAAGCGGCUAGAUUGAGAAAAAGUAGUUCCACCAGAGGAAAUUUUGAGCGGAAUAAUCGUAAGAAGAAUACACCCUUCAGAAAAGGAAGAACUAACUACAGAUUAAACUCUAGUAAUACUCCUGGGAAAGCUAUGAAGAUGUAUGGUAGGAAAGCCGCCUGGCCUAGGAACCCGAACGAAGCGGCUAGAUUGAGAAAAAGUAGUUCCAUCAGAGGAAAUUUUGAGCGGAAUAAUCGUAAGAAGAAUACACCCUUCAGAAAAGGAAGAACUAACUACAGAUUAAACUCUAGUAAUACUCCUGGGAAAGCUAUGAAGAUGUAUGGUAGGAAAGCCGCCUGGCCUAGGAACCCGAACAAAGCGGAUAGAUUGAGAAAGAAUAGUUCCACCAGAGAAAAUUUUGCGCGGAUUAAUCGUAAGAAGAAUACACCCUUCAGAAAAGGAAGAAAUAACUACAGAUUAAACUCCAGUAAUACUCCUGGGAAAGAUAUGAAGAUGUAUGGUAGAAAAUCUUCCUGGCCUGCUAUUAGGAGAUAUCUGAGGAACGCUAAUAGGUUGAAAAACAAUAGUUCCACCAAAAUGACUUCUACAUGGAAUGGUGGUAGGAAGAUUACACCCUCCAGAAAAAGGAAAAAUAACUCCACGUUGAAGCCCAGGAAUGUUCCAGGGACCAGGAGUGCAGCUAGGAGAUCCCGUCGUCAGUAAUGGCGCCAGGAGGAUUGUGAAAGGAAUACUCGAAGAAUAUGGAGUAAUUGGUGUAAAUCUUACUGUUCACUUUGAAUCAAAUCUUGAAUAAAAAGAGCA